Messenger RNA from Lodderomyces orthopsilosis Co 90-125, 516 nucleotides. It is a transcript of the gene TOM20, whose product is annotated as Tom20p. Gene Ontology annotation, molecular function: transmembrane protein transporter activity. NCBI's taxonomy places the organism in Eukaryota, Fungi, Ascomycota, Pichiomycetes, Serinales, Debaryomycetaceae. The transcript has a single exon. Gene Ontology annotation, cellular component: mitochondrial outer membrane translocase complex; mitochondrial outer membrane. The coding region runs from base 1 to 516 and encodes 171 amino acids. The record is from RefSeq and is a predicted model, not a curated record. Gene Ontology annotation, biological process: tRNA import into mitochondrion; protein targeting; protein import into mitochondrial matrix.
AUGAACAAAGCUUUAACCGUAACAGCUGUGGUUGCUACAGCAUUUGCAGGAUACGCCAUAUACUUCGAUUACCAACGUAGGAAUUCAAAGGAAUUUAGAAAAUCAUUAAAGAAGAAAGCUGUCAAACAACAAAAGAUUAAAGAAAAAGUUGAAAAGGAAACUAAGGAACUCAAGUUAGAGACUGUGAAGAAUGCUCUUUUGGAUGACUUAAGAGCCAAUCCAAUUCCAACCGAUUUAAAUGAAAGAGAAGCUUUUUUUAUGGAACAAGUGGCAACAGGUGAACAAAAAGCCAAGGAUAACUCUAUAGAUGCUGCCAUCUGUUUCUAUAAAGCAUUGGCUGUAUACCCUAAUCCAACCGACAUCUUGGGAGUUUAUCAAAAGACUGUACCAGAGGAUGUUUAUGAGUUGGUUGUUAUGAUGAUUGCUGUAUACCCACCAGCUUCGGUAUCAAGUAUCUUGAGCAAAGGAGGUGCUGCACCAGGUGAAACUAAGCCUUCUGAAGAGGAUUUAGAUUAA